AUGCAGAUGAGCCGCCUGCGCCGGGCGCUGCGCUGCGGCGCCGUGGGCGCCGGGGGGCUGUCGGUGCUGGGCUUCGGCCAGGCCGCGCACUUGCGGUGGAGCUAUCGGUGCCCAGUCGAGCCGCUGGGCGAGCGCCACGGAAGAGCCGGCCACGCUUUUCAAGGAAAGCCUGUAAGGCUGCUCUUUGUUGGCGACUCCAUUGCUGUUGGCGUUGGGGCCAAAGUGGCCGCCCCACUGCAGGCGGCGUGCGCGGAGCGCCUGGCCAAGUUGCAGCGGCAGCCGGUGGAGUGGCGCACCGUGGCGGCCAACGGCGCGGACGUGCGGGAGCUGCACGCGCUGCUGGGCGGACCAAAGGUCAUCGAUCUAGGCUUCGACAUCGCGGUGGUUCUCUGCGGCGUGAACGACGGCAAGAAGGUGCUGCAAGGCCGUUGGCCGUCGCACUUCCGAGAGGACCUUGCGGCGCUAUGCGGCACACUGAGGCGAGCGGCGCCUGAGGGGGUCAUCACCGUUCCGCGGCUGCUAGGCCAUGUGGAGGCGCCGCUCUUUCAGACGUGGCCGAUGUGCCAUUUAGUGGAUGUUCUUUUCGGCCAAUUCGAAGCGCAGAAGAUGACGCUGGCGGCGGAUGGGGUGAGGUGUUCGGAGCCCGACAGCUUGGUGCUGAGCACGGACCAGCGCCUCUGGUCUGUUGACGGGGUCCACCCCUCCUGCGAGGGCUACCGGCGCAUCGGGGACUGGCUGGGCGCGCACCUCGCACGCCUGGGCAGCCGCGUCGAGUAG
Molecule: messenger RNA, 777 nt
Organism: Effrenium voratum
Lineage: Eukaryota; Dinophyceae; Suessiales; Symbiodiniaceae
Source: the annotation of a GenBank genome assembly